ACUUCUUCAGCGUGGCCUUGAAACGAGGAGAAAUGGAUUUUGUUGGGCUCCGUGUGCAGGAGGAAUGCUCCCGGGAGGGUGUUUGCCGUGUUUUUUCCGCCGUGUUUUUGCUAACAGAGAGCGAGCUCGAGCGCUCUGAGAACACACCGUAUCCCGCUUUUUAAUCUCUUAAAAAAAGAAAGAAAGAUACCCUCAUCUUUGGACCGAUUGAGCUUUUAACUAACAGUCACCACAAAUAUGGACAGUGCGUGUUUGGAGUAGUUUUCCUGAUUUGUAACAGAGUUCCUCCACAGAUGGACAAGACGAAAGAGGAUGGUGUGGAUUAGGAUCUUUCUUCCUUUUCGUUUUGACUUCAUCCUGCUCACCUCAAUGUGGCCCAUAAAGGAUUUUUCCAUCUCUGCGGCAGUUUAAAAUGAAAUAAUGUCAACACGCUGGAGUGAUUCACCGCACGAUAAUGAAGAGCGCAAACACAGAGCCAUAACUCCACCUUGUGAGGCCAAGCAGAAGGAUGGUCGUGAUCAGAGCGAGGCGUCAGCCACGGCCUCUCCCGCCGUGGAAGAGGAACCUUUUUCCUGGCCGGGACCCAAGACUCUCCAUCUGCGGAGAACUUCCCAGGGCUUCGGCUUCACACUACGACACUUCAUCGUCUACCCACCCGAGUCUGCUGUCCACAACUCUCUAAAGGGUGAAGAGAAUGGCACUCGGGGGAGACAAAGGAACCGCCUGGAGCCGAUGGACACUAUUUUUGUCAAGCAGGUGAAAGAAGGCGGCCCCGCCCACGGAGCUGGACUCUGUACAGGGGAUCGAAUUGUGAAGGUGAACGGGGAGAGCAUCAUUGGAAAGACCUACUCACAAGUCAUAGCUUUGAUCCAGAACAGCGAUGCCUCACUGGAACUCUGUGUGAUGCCAAAGGAUGAGGACAUUUUGCAGCUGUUUUCCAGGGACAUCACUGCUCUGGCAUAUUCCCAGGAUGCAUACCUCAAGGGAAAUGAGGCGUACAGUGGAAAUGCCCAGAAUAUCCCUGAGCCUCCUCCGAUAUGCUACCCUCGCAUAGAAGUGAAGACUGUGGGCAUGGCCCAGCCAUCAGAACUGUCCACAGUCAGCGAGACCCCUGGAGGACUAGCUCAGGGACCAGGAAGACGAGAAAGUGCCAAGGACAAAAGCUACCGUGUUGAAAUCCCCGUUCCACCAUCUCCUCCUCCCCAACAGGCGUCAAAGACUCAAGCAUUAACAUGUGUUUGUAUAGAGAAUGUGAGGACAGCACCCACAUUGUCUGACCCAGUUGACAGGGGAUCUCGGCUGGCUAGGGCUGGACCCAGCCAUAGGACUGAGGAAAACCGGUACGGUCCUUCACCAGACUCAGCUCGACCUAGAGCCCUUAUAUCUUCAGUACCUGGGGUUGCACAGUUGCAGUAUGUCCCUUCUGAUCCUAAGGAAACCCCAGUCUGCACCCCUUCCUCAAAUUCUAGGCUUGCUCCCAUUUAUCCUGACACGUCGUCCACACCCUUACGUGACCCACUGACUACUGCCUCACCUGACACAUUCUCUACAACUAUCACACCCAACACCAACCACUACUCACCCCCUCCCACAGCCCCCUCCACUUCUCCACACCAGAAUAUUGACUGGCAAAACUAUACCACCUAUAAGGACUAUAUUGAUGCCAAGAGACUUCACAGUUAUGGCUGUCGUACCAUUCAGGAGCGCUUAGACAGCUUACGUGCUGCUGCCAAUUCCAGCUCUGCCUACUCACAGCAACGGACACAACCUCCUCCAAGUACCACACAGAGAGGGGUACUGGGUUCCCAGGUCAGGAGAAGGAGUGCAUCCAAUGACCGUGGGGCAGAUACAGGAGGUCAAGGCAGUUCAGCAAUAAAGCCAUUGCGCAGCGUCUCCCAGGAGAGGCUUGGUGGUGGAACGGAGAGGACGGUAUCAACCAGUAACUGGCCACGGAGUGUCUCCCAAGAUGCACUGCCUUAUUCCAUCCCUGCAGUCAUCAAACCUCGGGCACGGUCUUGUGACUACUUGGGCCGGCAGGCUGGUGAAUCAGGGGGUCUUGUUUCUAGUGUCAGAGCAGUAGGUAGUCGGCCAGAGCUGGAGGACAGGCUGCUGGUGAAUCAAGGAGAGGAAGCUAAAGCCAGCAGGCAGGGAGCAAGCGUGAGAACUUUACCUCAUCUAAGCAGAACCCUUACUGAACAGGGUGAAGAAGCUACAGGAUUCAGUUCAUCUAAUUCUCCUUCAGCUGCUCCUGUGUUUAAUAAAGCUACGGCAGAUUCUCCACUAACAUCCAGGGCAGACAGUGUCAUUAUGAGACCCUCACGACUGCCUGUCAAAAACUCCAUCUCAAGCCUGUCACCUGCUUUAUCCACCAUUAAAACCACAGAUCCUCUUAAAGACCAAAGGCCUGCCAUCAUGGGAAACCAUUUAGGUUACCCCUCUCCCAUGCACCUGCAGCUCAGAGGCAGGGCCGACAGUCUGAAAAUGGAGAGCAGGUUAGAAACUGGACUGGCAGCACGGUCCUCUUCUUGCUCUGGUACGUCCACUAAACCCUCCAUUCAGCGACAACUACAAAGUGGAUCUAUCUCUAUUUCUGUGUCUACCAUCACUAAUGGAGAUGUCCCUCAAAGGCAAACAAUCAGAGAAAACUGCAGUCCUACCAGUGCUCCCAUAAACACCAACGGGGGUCUUGCAGAGGGUGUAGAAGGACCUGAUGCAACAGUAGUUGUGUUAAGGAGGGAUAAAAACUCUGGACAUCUUCCCAUCCGCCCUCCAUCCUACAUCUUAGCUGUGAAUGAUGAUGAAGGUGUGGAGACUAAAACCCAACCAGUGUUGAAAACGGUCUCUGCGGAAAGAGGCAUGAGCUGGGUGUCAGGUGACAGCUCCAGGGAGAUAAACCGCAUAAAGCUGGGUGACAUGCGGCAAAAGUCUGGUUCUAACAACAUAAAUGCCUCUCUGGAUUCCAUCCCUUUCAUCGAUGAACCGUCCAGUCCUAGUAUCGAUCAUGACAGCACUCACAUUCUCGCCUCUGCUGUGAUAUGCGGGACCCCCAUCAUCGCCACCAUCGCAUCCAGCCCCACCUCUUCCCCUCUCCUUCGACGCCAGCUGUCACAUGACCAAGAUUCUCUCCGUCUCACAAUUAUUGAGUCGGAUUGCGGUACAAAAACCGAAAGAUCCAUAUCGUAUGAUGAAGGCCUGGAUAACUACAGAGAAGAAGGACGAGGGAGGUCAAUGAUACCUGGUCUGAAAGGUCUUCGAAAGGCGGUGGACAGAUCAUCAGAAGAUUCUGGGUCCAGGAGAGAUUCUUCUUCUGAUAUCUUCUGUGAUGCCACCAAGGAGGGUUUGCUGCAGUUUAAGCAGCUCAGCACAGACAAAAGUAAGCGUGUUGGAGGGGGAAUGCGUCCAUGGAAGCAGAUGUACGCUGUCUUACGAGGCCACUACCUCUGCCUGUAUAAGGACAAAAAGGACGGGCAGACUAAUGCUAACUGUCAGACAAUCGAUGAACCUCUGCCAAUCAGCAUCAAGGCAUGUCUGAUCGACAUCUCCUACAGUGACACAAAGCGGAAGAACGUACUGCGGCUGACCACGUCCGACUGCGAGUACCUGUUCCAGGCCGAGGACAGAGAGGACAUGCUGUCCUGGAUCAGAGUCAUACAAGAGAACAGCAACAUGGACGAGGAGAACGCAGUCUUCACUAGCCAUGACCUCAUCAGCAGGAAGAUCAAGGAAUACAACACCUUGAUGAGUCCAACAGGCAAUAAGACGGAACCCUCACCCAGACCUUCACGUCAGUCCCUCAACAUCAGACAGACGCUGCUCGGAGGGAAAGGAGACGUCAAAGUGCAGAGUCCUCACUCACCCAGACCCGAUCAGGACAGGAAGAACAUGCACAAAGAUGACACCAGCCCUCCUAAAGACAAAGGGACGUGGAGGAAGGGAAUCCCAGGGCUGAGGAGGAAACCUCUGGAGAAGAAGCCAUCUCCUGGAGUCACGUUUGGUGUAAGACUGGACGACUGUCCUCCCGCACAAACCAACAAGUUUGUGCCUCUGAUUGUGGAGGUUUGCUGUAAGCUGGUGGAAGAGCGGGGUCUGGAGUACACAGGUAUCUACCGAGUGCCGGGAAACAACACCGCCAUCUCCAGCAUGCAGGAGGAACUGAACAACAAGGGGAUGAACGAUAUUGAUAUCCAGGAUGAUAAAUGGAGAGACCUCAAUGUGAUCAGCAGUUUGCUGAAAUCUUUCUUCCGGAAGCUUCCAGAGCCUUUGUUCACCAAUGAAAAGUACACAGACUUCAUCGAGGCCAACAGAAUCGAAGAUCCAAUCGAGAGACUCAAAGUGCUGAAGAAGCUGCUUCAUGAGUUACCAGAUCAUCAUUAUGAGACCCUCAAGUUCCUCUUAGCUCACCUCAGAACUGUGGCUGAAAACUCUGAGAAGAAUAAGAUGGAACCCAGGAACCUGGCUAUUGUGUUCGGCCCCACGCUGGUGCGCACCACUGAGGACAACAUGACCCACAUGGUUAUCCACAUGCCAGACCAGUACAAAAUAGUGGAGACUCUCAUUCAGAAUAAUGACUGGUUUUUCACUGAAGAUAGCAGCGGAGAUCCAGUGACCGUGUCCCAGGAGGAGACAGCGGUGGAGUCUCAGCCGGUCCCCAACAUCGACCACCUGCUCACCAAUAUCGGCCGUACGGGCACGUCGCAGGGUGAAGUAUCAGAUUCACCAACUAGUGACUCGGCUAAAUCAAAGGGUUCCUGGGGCUCAGGGAAGGACCAGUGCAGCCGAGAGCUCCUGGUCUCCUCCAUCUUUGCUGCAGCCAGCCGCAAAAGAAAGAAGUCCAAAGAGAAGCCGCAGCCAAGCAGCUCAGAUGAUGACCUAGAUGCAGUGUUCCACACGAAGGAGAUCCCUGGACAGAAGCCAAACCAGCGCAGCCUCCAAGGUGAGGUGGACAACAAGAGUCAUCCCAGCCCCGACCCAAAACCAAACGCAAAUCAAUACAUCCAGACCCAAGAAAUUGGGAGAACUGUGGAGCUGAUGCCUAAGGCAAAGAGGAACCCCUCCCUCAAGAUUCAACCGCGAUGGGCCUCAUCUUCACCUUCUCCUUCCCCAAAAAUCCCUGGCUCUCCAAACUUCAGCUAUCCACCAGCCAGUCGGGUGAAGUCCUCACUGUCAGAUCCUCCAUCUCAAAUGGACGAAAACACCUCAGACCUUGGAACCAUGAGCUCUGGAGCAUCAGUCCCGAGGUCACGACCGAAAAAAUGGACUGCAGGAAUGUCCCCCGACCUUCCUGCAGGAGCAUGCAUGGGACCAGGACUGGGUCCGGGAGCAUCGGUUGGGGCAGAGGUGAGCUCCAUAACCUCUGAUUACUCCACCACGUCUUCCAUCACGUUUUUGACGGGAGCAGAGUCCAGCGCGCUCAGUCCAGAGCUGCAGGCCGGAGACGAGGCAGACGAUGAACGCAGUGAGCUCAUUAGUGAGGGACGACCGAUGGAGACGGACAGUGAAAGUGACUUCCCUGUUUUUGUUCCUGGCGGUGGCAGCAAUCAGUCCACACCGUGUCCAGAGCAGAGACAGACCGAGCACGGGGCGCACGAUAAGAACGACCCAAGAGCCGAGGGGAGCGCCGCAUCAAAACUGGAAGCACGGCGCCUUUUCCCUUCCCACAGGAUGAUUGAAUGUGACACCCUGUCGAGAAGGUGGUCUCUGAGACAGAAGACAGACAGCGAAUCAUCAGUGGAAGGUGUAUCCGGUGGCGGUGAGCAAAGUGCAGGCAGAGUCGACUCUUCCACACGCCUGUCCCGGGUUCUGGAUGUUGUAAAAAAGGGGCGGUCCACCAGUAGCCUCAGCUCCUCCUCGCGCAGUGAGUCGGAGCGCUCCGAACCAGCCUGGCACCUGAAGAUCACAGAGAGGCUCAAGUUGAGGUUGCGUUCAUCUGCCGACGACAUGUUCAGUGUCGGCAGCCAAAAGAACCGAGUUCCCGAGACCCGCUGCAAGAAGAAGAGCAUUCGCAGGAGGCACACCAUGGGUGGGCAGAGAGACUUUGCAGAGCUAGCCGCCAUCAACGACUGGAGGGAGCAGGGUGGAGUGGACCAGGCCGCCGAGCUGUCAGCUUUGGACCGCCUUAAACCCAGGUGCUCCUCUCAGGACUUCUCAAUCCGGGACUGGAUCACGAGAGAGCGCUGCAGGACCGGAAACGCGGAGUGCAGCGUUGAAGUUGCACCAAAAGCCGUCCCAGAGGAUGACCCCAACGCUCAAGACAAAAUCCCAGAAAGAGCGCCACCUGCUGCUUCCCUGGGUGCAGAAUCGCCAGCAGCGGAACACGUUAACGGAGGCGGACUGCAGAGCAAAAACAAAGCUGCCCUCGGCGCAGACGCACACCCGCACAAACUAUCGGGAGCACAGGUUGUGCGCUCGCGUUUCUAUCAGUAUCUGUGAAACAACAAUGGCGGUGUUGUCUGGUGUGUUUGUGAGGCGAGUGAAAAGCGAGUGUGUGUGUGAGAUCAUGCGCAUGUGAACAUUUUAAAGUUACUGCACAUUUUUUUCUACUUCCUGUAUCUGCUGUACAUAUUGUUUAUAGGCUGUUACUGGAAUAAAGCUGAAGAGACGACUGGAACAUGCACGAUUUCACGCCAGUAAAAGAAUGUGGCGUGAAUACGGCGAGCACGAGCUUCUUCAUGUGGAAUGUCACAGAGCACUAUUGUACCACAAAGUGAAAACUAAAAGGUCAAAUUGACUCUUAGCGA
Messenger RNA from Thalassophryne amazonica, 6737 nucleotides. RefSeq names its product rho GTPase-activating protein 21-A-like. The transcript has 26 exons. Bases 421 to 6429 code for a protein of 2002 amino acids. Gene Ontology annotation, molecular function: protein binding; phospholipid binding. Lineage: Eukaryota; Metazoa; Chordata; Actinopteri; Batrachoidiformes; Batrachoididae. The record is from RefSeq and is a predicted model, not a curated record. Gene Ontology annotation, biological process: signal transduction.